Diachasma alloeum is the source of this 3338-nucleotide messenger RNA. RefSeq names its product protein sel-1 homolog 1 (gene Hrd3). The transcript is spliced from 5 exons. The record is from RefSeq and is a predicted model, not a curated record. Gene Ontology annotation, molecular function: protein binding. Gene Ontology annotation, cellular component: endoplasmic reticulum membrane. Lineage: Eukaryota; Metazoa; Arthropoda; Insecta; Hymenoptera; Braconidae. Gene Ontology annotation, biological process: ERAD pathway. The coding region runs from base 360 to 2657 and encodes 765 amino acids.
UAUAAAAAUGGCAAAUCCGAAGACAGUAACGUAUGCGUUAAAUAGCCUUGAAGGUUACCAUUGGAACAGCUGAUUCAGUGCCAUUUCACAUACGAAUAAGUAAAAUUUAAAGUUUAUUAAAAAUAUAAUCGAAUGAUUAUCAGAGUUCCAUGAUCAGUGAUAGUCUGACCCUGAUCAGCGAUGACAGGGUGCCUAGAGUAUACGUAAACACAACGUUAAAAAAUAUCCACGUAUGUGUUAACCUUCAAUGAUAAGGUGACUGAAGAUUAAAUUACCAAAAUCGAAGGAGUUUUCAAUAAUAAAUAUCAUUAAUGUGUAUAUACUCUUAACGUAAAUGUGAUAUUAAUUAAACUGUGAAGAUGGAAAUAAGACCUGGAGUAUUAAUUUUACUGGGGCUGACGUUGUUCACUUUGGUGAGGGCAGAUGUUGUGAAGGAUAAUGAUAAGCAGAGUACGACGAAGCAGAGUGUAAAAACGACGACAAUCGAGGAGGAUGAUGAUGACGAUGUUGUCGAGGAUUUGACCAAUGUUUUUGAGCAGUUGCGGGAGCUGAAGGCACUCAGGGACUCAAUGUUAAAGCUUGUGCCGGCUGCUGAUCCUUUUUCUGAUGAUAAGAUCACGAAACAACCGAAGGAAUCGACGACUAGCGAUGAGGACGGCUCACAGGAGAAAGAUAAUUCGUUCAACUCCAAUAAAAAUGCAGCUUGGAGGGAAAUGCUCAAGGCUGCGAAGGACAUUGGGCUAGAGCCUGUUCCAGAAUUUUCGAAUUCUGAGUCCCCACUUUCCAGUUGGGAAGAGGAGUAUGAGGAAGACUACAGUGAGCAUGAAGAGGAGCCACAGGAACCACUGACUCCGGAGCAGCAAGAAGCUGAAGAGUUGUUUAAAAAGGCCCAGAGUAUGCUGAAUGCUACGAGGAGUAAUAAAGCAGAGGCUUAUAAAUUGAUAACAGCAGCUGCAACUCUGGGGCAUAGGGAGGCUAGAUCGAUGCUGGCAUGGGCUCAGUUACUCGGGACUCAAACUGGACUCCCAUCGGCGAAUCAGGAUAUUCCUGCUGCUUUUCAGACGUUCAAAGAGCUCGUCGAGACGGGUCUCCCUUCAGCACACAUGGGAAUGGGUUUCUUCUAUGCGAUGGGUCUCAAUAUGGUGAACGUAUCCCAAGGAAAAGCAUUCCUGCAUUACACCAUAGCAGCACUCGGUGGUGACACACGAGCCCAAAUGGCCGUGGGCUAUCGACACUGGGCUGGAAUUUCCACGGCAUCAACUUGUGAAAGAGCUCUCGACUUUUAUCGUAAAGUAGCUAAUAAAGUUGCUGAGCAAGUGUCCCUCAGUGGGGGUCCAGUUGUUCAACGAAUUCGACUGUUGGAGGAGCAAGAGAAUCCAGAGUAUAACUCAGGCAUCUUGGAUGACGAUUUGAUUGAAUAUUAUCAGUUAUUAGCGGAGCGUGGGGAUGUACAGGCACAAGUGGGAUUGGGGCAGCUUCAUUAUCAAGGGGGCAGAGGAGUUCCUUUGGAUCAUCAGAGAGCUUUAGAUUAUUUCCAACAUGCCGCUGAUGCUGGGAAUCCUAUCGCCAUGGCUUUUCUUGGGAAGAUUUACCUCGAAGGAAGUGACAUCGUUCAGCAAGACAAUGAAACCGCCUACAAAUAUUUUGCAAAAGCAGCGAUGUUGGGAAAUCCAGUGGGACAGAGUGGCUUAGGUCUGAUGUAUUUAUAUGGUAGAGGGGUUGAACGUGACACAACGAAAGCACUUCAGUACUUCUCUCAGGCAGCUGAUCAAGGCUGGGUGGAUGGUCAACUGCAAUUAGGCAACAUGUACCUCAGUGGUACAGGUGUUCGUCGUGACUACAAGAUGGCAAAUAAAUACUUCAAUCUAGCCAGUCAAUCAGGCCACGUUCUUGCUUUUUACAAUUUGGCUCAGAUGCACGCAACAGGCACAGGGAUGAUGCGGAGUUGCCCAACAGCAGUGGAGUUGUUGAAAAAUGUUGCUGAGCGAGGAAAAUGGAGUGACCAAUUGAUGACAGCGCACACAGACUACAAGGAGGGUAGAAUCGAUCAAGCCUUUAUUCGUUACUCCCUGUUAGCAGAAAUGGGAUACGAGGUAGCUCAGAGUAACGCAGCUUUCAUCCUGGACCGCGGAGAGACAGGAGUAUUGACACCUGAGGAGGGAUUAGUGAUGGCUCUGGCCUUCUGGGCACGUGCAGCUGUCCAAGGAUACUCUCCAGCCCAAGUCAAGCUUGGAGACGCUCAUUAUUAUGGUCGAGGGACUCGAGUUGAUUACGAAGCUGCUGCUGGAUACUACAGACUCGCCUCUGAUCAGCAACACAAUGCCCAAGCAAUGUUCAAUCUGGGGUACAUGCAUGAAAGAGGACUGGGUUUGGCUCGUGAUCGACAUUUAGCCAAACGAUGCUAUGAUCUAGCCGCUGAAGCUAGUCCUGAUGCUCGCAUACCUGUUGCCCUAGCACUUGUAAAAUUAUUUCUACUCUUUGGCAUUGACUAUCUGCAAGAGUUUAGCUUCUCUGAGCAAUUUAGCAAAUGGGAUCAACUCUUUGGUCCCAAUUGGGAUCUCUAUCUCAUUGGACUCUUCACAGGUUUAGUCAGUCUCAUAAUUUACUUUCGCAGACCACAGCCACCGCCUGGUGGGGUUAAUGCCCCUGUUAACUAGUUGACUACUGAGUUGAUUUCUUUCUUGUGUAUUUAUUAAGCUGUAGUCAAGUGGUGAAACGAGAUGGGUUGAGUUUAUUUCAGGACAGAUGAAUUUUUCAUGUGAAUAGCUUUGAAUUAUGGAUGAUAGGAGAGUUCCCAGGAAGACCUUUUUCCCCUUUGGAUUGCGAAAUUGUCGCUGAAAAAUGAUGGAGUGAUUCUGCCGCAUCUCAUUUCAACAAUUUGCUACUGAAAAAAUUCUGGUUCUAAGCUCAGAGUUUAUUAAAUAUUUGUGUAAAAAUUUUAUUGUGUUUCAUUCUCAGUAAUCACGAGUUCCGCGUACUAUUGGUCAUUGCAUUCUGAAAGUCUGUGUCAGUGAAUAUUUGAAUUGUAUGUUUUUUUUUCUUAGUUGGGUUCAUUGUGUUUGAAUGAGAAGGUAUUCAAUAGAUGCUGAGCUCAGAUCCGUUAAGAUUUGAUGUCAAAACAGAACAGUUGAUUGUUUUGUCUACGGAAAAAAAACAUGAACGUAGUAAUCAGUUUUGAUGUUUGCUGAGUGAGCAAAAUAUAUUGUCAAGAACCAAAUACUUGUUAAUGACUGAAGUUUGUAUUAUGAAGAUAUAGGGAAGCAGAAAUCUAAGAAAAUAUGAUUAAAUAAAUAAGUUCUUAUAAAAUUUGUGAAUAAAAACUUUAUUUAUGUCAUUGA